GCCCGGUGGGGGCUGUCGCUGUCCUUCAACCAGGAAAUCCCACCACUCAGUCCGGCGAUCCCUGAGCUCGGCGUUCCCAUCCCUCAGCUCGGCGACCCCACCUCUCAGCCCGCAGAUCCCAUCCCCUCAGCCUGCAAAUCCCGUCCCUCAGCCCGGGCGAUCCCAUCUCUCAGCCCGGAGACCCCGUCCCUCAGCCCGGCGAUCCCACCCCUCAGCACUCGGCAGCGGGCACCCGCCUCACCUCGGGGUCUGUCUGGAGCCACCCACGCCGCUGAUCACAGAACAAGAACAAAGAUAAAACAAAAAUGGACACUCAAAAGGUGCAGAAAAAUCAGUGUGAUAUGAAAACAGAUCUGAACUUACUGCUUGAAUGCCUUAAAUAUCAGAUGGACUGCCCUCUGUCUCAGAAGGAGGCUUUGAUCACUAUCUAUUCCAUUUGCCAACAAAACAGUGAAGCAAGCGAAUACUUUCGAGAAAUUGGUGGUUUGAUGUUUAUAAAUGACCUUGCCAAGGCGAGUGCUCAUUGCAUCGUAAAGGAAGCAGCUUUAUUUACAUUGGGGAUUAUUAUAGAGAGUGAUGUGUAUUGUCAACAGACUUUGUGUACUUCUGCAUUGUUUGAAGACCUCAUUUUAUUUUUAAUUAAAAAGGAUUCUGGUGUGAACUUGAAAAGAAUGUCUGUUUAUGUCAUCUUAGUACUGGUUUCAAAUAAUAAAAAUGGGCAAACCUGUGUCAGAGAUACAGGCUGCAUCAGCCUGCUGCUGCAGUUAUUCAGAACAACUCUCUCCACCUCUGAGAAGAAUCUGUCAGCUAAAACCACUGAUCCCUGCUAUCAGCUCUGGUCCUCAGUGUGCAGCACUCUCUGUGCCUGUGUCAACAACCCCCAGAACGAAGAUAACCAAAACAUUUGCUGUUCGGUUUUUCCCUAUGCCAAAGAGUGGCUCGAGAGUUGCACAGAGCCUGAGAUAGUUCGUCCCAUUUGUUCAUUUCUUGGUCUCACAGUUGCAAAUAACUCAUAUGUGCAGAAAUAUUUUGUUUCUAUUGGAGGAUUGGAUACAUUAGCCAAAGUUCUCCUUGAGCUUAUGCAUGAUUCCUGUUUGAGUCACUCCAGCAUGAAACUUGCAGUGGUAGUAACAAAGACUCUGGAUGCCUGCAUUGCUAAUAACUCUGCCAUGGGUGUUGUCUUGGCACAGUAUCACACUGUGUCAGAGCUGCUGAAGCUGCUGUCCAAUGAGACACUGAGCACAGGAGAAAAAAUCAGUAUUAUUCUAACAAUUGGACACUGUACUGAAGUUUGUGAAGAAAACCAGUGUGAGCUGCUUCAGAACAAUGGUCUGCCACUUAUGAUUCAGGUAUUGACAGAAUCUCAGGAUGAGGAACUCAUCAAAGCUGCUACUUUUGUGCUGCAGAACUGCAAACAAAUGACCUGCUCAUCAAAAAGACACGUCAGAGUCCAGCUCAGAUUCUUAAGGAAGCACCCUGAAGGAGAUGAUGCCUAUUACUCUCAGCUCAAGUAUGUGUUGAACACACCUGUGCACUUAAAAGCUACUUACACCACAGAAUUAUAAAAAAACCUGAAUUUUCUUACAGAUACAGGCUUUGAAAUUCCAGAUAAAUUUGUGGUUGGAUAUGCUCUUGACACUAAUGAAUACUUCAGAGAUUUAAAUUGAGUUGGUAAUGCAGUAUAGGUGAAGAGGAAAUGUUUGUGCUUCACCUUCCAUAAUUCUACUCCACAAGUCUCGUGGCUCAGCCAUGCUACAGGGCAUCCUGAAGCCCCGGGAUGGUGAGCAGCAUACAAUCUGCAGCCCCGUCUGGAAAUAAAGUAACUUGUAAUUUGGCUUUAAUUGGAUAUUUGUCUGUCUUAGCUCAAUCCUACGUUGCUCUUCUGUCACCAAGUCUUUAAAGCGGGCCGAGGGGGCGCCGAGGCUGGAACGAGCGGGGACCGGGGCCCGCCCAGCGUCACGGCCCCGGGCCCGGCCCCGGCCCCGACAAUCGGGUGCCGCGGUUGCCGGGUAACCGCGAGCGGCCCCGGCAGCGUCUGUGACAGCGCUGCGGCCUCAGUCGCCGCAGAGCGCGCUCCGGGCUGGCCGA
Molecule: messenger RNA, 2088 nt
Organism: Passer montanus (Eurasian tree sparrow)
Lineage: Eukaryota; Metazoa; Chordata; Aves; Passeriformes; Passeridae
Gene: TERB1
Product: telomere repeat binding bouquet formation protein 1
Exons: 13
Coding region: 306-1565 (419 amino acids)
Biological process (GO): homologous chromosome pairing at meiosis; meiotic attachment of telomere to nuclear envelope
Source: RefSeq, a predicted model, not a curated record